GUAUGUUGCGCAAUAUCCGCAAGCGUCAAGCGUUGGUGCAGUACAGUCGGGGCUGGCGUAACUGGCUAGCUAGCUGAUCCCUUGAAAUGGACGUGUUCCUAAUGAUCCGGCGUCACAAGACGACAAUCUUCACAGACGCCAAGGAAUGCACCACCGUGUAUGAGCUGAAGCGGAUUGUUGAAGGAAUACUUAAAAGACCUCCUGAGGACCAGCGGCUCUACAAAGAUGAUCAGUUGCUAGAGGACAGCAAAACUCUGGGAGACUGUGGAUUCACCAACCAGACUGCCAGACCUCAAGCACCAGCUACAGUCGGUCUGGCCUUCCGUGUAAAUGAUGAGAUGUUUGAGCAGCUGCACAUCGAGGCCUUCUCCAGCCCCCCCGAACUCCCCGACGUGAUGAAGCCUCAGGACUCCGGUAGCACUGCCAACGAGCAAGCGGUGCAGUGAUGGCGGUGCCGGCAAGGACGGGAGCGGCUGUGUGUGGUUUAACUGGAGUGAAGAAGUAAUUUAAUUUAAUGAAUGCGGACAUUAUAGGGGUAACCGAGCCUGCCCACGUUACCUUCACGCCAUCACAUCAGCGUCCCGCCUCCACCCCCCUCUACUCCUCACUUUCGCCAAAUUACUUCACAAUGUCUUUCUUUUUAUCUCCAGUUUCCACGCCAUGUGCAGCCCUGCUCCUUGAAUUCACCCGAAAGCACCAACCGUCACGAAAUUUGGAGUGAGAAAGUUGUUGGUUUGGAAAGUGUGAGUGUAUGUAAGCGUGCGUCUUUGAGUUGACUAUAAUUAUUAUCACUAGCAUUUUUGGGAAGGUGUAGUUGUGUGUCGCAGUGCGCUAGAUAUAAAAACCGCUCGGGUAAGAAUCCAGUAUUUGACUCUGCAUGAACAACUUCGAAGCUAAGGUUGCAGAUCUACCGCUGAGACGUUUACUUGGUCGGAUACUCACUGCUAUUUACUCCGCAUCACCA
Messenger RNA from Poecilia latipinna (sailfin molly), 964 nucleotides. RefSeq names its product transcription elongation factor B polypeptide 2. The record is from RefSeq and is a predicted model, not a curated record. Lineage: Eukaryota; Metazoa; Chordata; Actinopteri; Cyprinodontiformes; Poeciliidae. Gene Ontology annotation, molecular function: protein binding. The coding region runs from base 87 to 446 and encodes 119 amino acids. Gene Ontology annotation, biological process: transcription elongation by RNA polymerase II. Gene Ontology annotation, cellular component: VCB complex; elongin complex. The transcript is spliced from 4 exons.